UCACAGCUCCUCCCAACAUGGCUCAGAAGCAAAUUAUCGUAUUGGCCGCCCUUGUGGUCGUCACCCUGGCCAGACCUGAUUAUGUUCCCCCCAGCCCAGUGGAUCCUCCCAGGUACGACUUCAACUACGCCGUGAAAGACUACAACGGCAACGACUUCGGUCACCAAGAAUCACGUGACGGCUACAACACUGAGGGCAACUAUUACGUUCAGCUUCCCGACGGUCGUCUCGAGAGAGUAAAUUAUUACGUCAACGGCGACUCUGGCUUCGUAGCUCAAGUUGAGUAUGAGGGCGAGGCCCAGUACCCCGCCUACCAGCCUUCACCCUCCUAUGGGCCCUCACCCUCCUACCAACCUGAACCUAGCUAUGGCUAGUCUGACGAACUGGGAUAUUUAAAAUGUUUGUCAUAUUUUAGCGUUUAGUGGAGUCAAGAUAUUACAGUAAAGAUGCCAAUAGAAAACUGUAUUAACUUCCCUCUUUGAAGCUUAGAAUUAUGUACAGUAUAAUCAUCCAACUGCAGGUACGAUUAUCAUACAACUCCUGCAGGCAAGCUCUUCUUUCUCCAUAUGGCGAAUUGAAUUGAUGCUCUGUAUUCUGAACCUUUGGCUUUGCAAUGUAAAUACAAUUAACAUUCAUACACGAAUGCUUAUAGAUGGAUUCAAAUUAAAUGAAGAAUUAUUUUU
Molecule: messenger RNA, 683 nt
Organism: Homarus americanus (American lobster)
Lineage: Eukaryota; Metazoa; Arthropoda; Malacostraca; Decapoda; Nephropidae
Product: cuticle protein 19.8-like
Exons: 3
Coding region: 18-374 (118 amino acids)
Cellular component (GO): extracellular matrix
Source: RefSeq, a predicted model, not a curated record